AUGAGAGCUUUGCCUUGGCUGUGCCUCCUUGUUGCUGCCGCCGAUCACUCCUGGUGUCAGGUGAAGAAUGGCAAGUGCACAGGGCAACGCCGCAGCUUCAAUGGGUCAAGUAGCAGCAGCUACAGUGACAGUGCACGGCACCUGGAUCUAUGGGAGCGAGUCAUCGAUUACCCAGAGGUUCAAAAGACCAAUGGUAUGCGCCUUGCUGAUUGGGAUCUUGAUGGCGACCUUGAUAUCAUUGUGGCUGACAGGCUAAAGACCUGGGAUGAAGACAGCGACCAGCCGUGGCAGCUUUCGGUGUUGGAGCAGUUGGCCAAUGGCAGUUUCAGACCGCAUCGAACUGCUAUAGUCGAUUUGGACAAUUUUGAAGUGGCGGAUUGGGAUUCAGAUGGGAAGAUGGAUGUUCUGGUGUGCCACGCCCAGAAUGAGCAUGUGAUCGUGAGUCGGCUUGAUUUCUCGCCCUCAAGCCCAGAAGUCAUCCUCAAUACAAGUCGUGUUUUGCCGUCGGAUUCGAGAGCUUGUGGAUUCAAGAUGCAUGCAGUUGAUUUCGAUCAUGAUGGCGAUCUCGAUCUGAUUCUGGGCCAGGACAAACGGUCCAUUGGUGUGUUAUUUGAGCAUAUCUCACCUCCGCGGUACUUUGAGCGUAUCUCACCUGGAGAGGUGAUAGAGCGUCAGAGCCCGAACCCAAUAGCUGGGAUGAUCACAAAGAAUGAGUCCGUUCGAUUGGAAAAGAUCGUGGAUUUCGACGGUGAUGGACGCGUCGAUGUGCUGCUGCGGGUCAACCUGAGAUGUCAUUAUGGCUGCAGAUUCGACAUCCUAUAUCUUCAUCAAGCUGCUGAUGGCACUUUCGUGGAGCCGAUUGAUAACCCCUUUGCGGAUUUUACCAUUUCUGACUCGGUUGGCGAGCAAAGCAUUGAAAUUGCGGACUGGAACUUGGACGGUUUGCCAGACCUAUUUCUCAUCGAGACUUGGGUUUUGGGAGAUUCGCGGGGUCACGCACGCUACUUUGAGCAGGUCGUCCACCAGUCGGUGCUUUCUCAUUCUGACUUCAACCCAUUCAGGUACAUAGAUUUAAAGCAUUGUGAAGAGCUGCAUGUGGCAGAUGUGAACAGUGAUGGUCAGACAGAUCUAGUCAUCGCUCAUAACGAUUGUAAUGGUAUUUGGGGCGACACAUUUUCCUCUGCCUCUGCACGCGACCCUUCGAAACUGCGCCUCUAUUUGUAUGAAACAGGCCUGAACAUGAAAGAGGUGACUGGAGCCUUCCAGAAUGUGACGGAGACUGAACUGGGCCCGUUUCGCGUUGCCCUGGUGGACUGGGACCAGGAUGGUGAUUCCGACUUGCUCGUAGCUGCGUUUGAUGGGCGUGUGCAUUACCACGAGAUGAUCGAAGGAAAAUGGCAAGAAGAAACGGAGCUCGCUGUUUCUGCAAACGUUACGUUUCCUGUCCCGCCUUUUCCACAGUAUUCACGUUCUGCACACCUCAUGGUGCAGCCUGUUCCUGUUGACUGGGACAAUGAUGGUGACAUUGAUUUAGUGCUUGGCCCAGAAGGUUGGUAUUGGGAGCGCCUGGCAGAUGGAACUCUGCUCGAAUACCCCUUGGAGCAAAGCCCUUUCCGCAAUCUGUCCCAACAUAAAAGUGCAGCAUGGCGCUUUGUCGAUUGUGACCUGGAUGGUGACUGGGACGUGGUAGUGGCACACGUGUCGUAUUCGACCAUGUGGGCAUGCGAACACAAGGGUAGUUCCCUCAAGUGUGAUCCGAAUUUUAGAUGUCUGGGCAUGAAAUUGACCGACUUUGGAACUGAUAAGCAUGGGCGUGUUUACUCCUUUGACUUUGCCGACAUGGAUGGUGAUCAGCGGCCUGAGCUUGUGGCUAUGCAACGUCGAGACAGCCGGAUUGGUUUGUGGAGUGCUGGGUUUUGCACGCCACCAGACGCAUGUCACAAGAAGGGCAUUUGCCAACCACAUUCCGAGGCCUGUGCGUGCAUUGCUGGCCAUGAGUUGCAUGAUUGCUCUGGUUGCGAGCCGCAUUUCUAUUCAAUCCUCAGAGCUGAAAUCGGGCACUUGCACGACUGCAAAGCAUGUCCCGGUGCAGGUGGUGAGGUCUGCCAUUCUCGAGGUGUUUGCUUCGAUGAUUCCAGGGCGAAGGCUUUGGCGGAAAGCUCGACUGCUGCCUUUAUGGCCAUCGGCAACGGCUCCUGCAACUGUUCCGAAGCACAUUUUGGAGGCGUUGAUGAAGCAGGUAGACAGAACUGCCUAGAAGGCAACUGCCCUGCUGGCACGGAAGAGAAUGAUGGACAGUGUCAUCCUUGCCGUCGAGGUUACAUGUCGACUGAGGGAGGUACUUGCCGCGCAUGCGCGCAAGGAACCUUUGCUUUGCGGAAUGGUAGCCAGUGUGAGAGUUGCCCAGUUGGAAUGGUUGCCGAGAAAGCAGGUUCUUCAGCAUGUUCGGCUUGUCCUGCAGGAAAGUAUGAGAGGUUGCGUCAGUUUUGUUCCGACUGCUCUCCUGGUACCAUCUCGGCUGCCGGUAGCCAGUGUGAGAGUUGCCCAGUUGGAAUGGUUGCCGAGAAAGCAGGUUCUGUAGCUUGCUCGGCUUGCCCGGCAGGCAAACACGAGGAGAGGCGUCAGUUUUGCUCUGCUUGUGCCCCUGGUACCAUGUCGGCUGCUGGCAGCAGCUCCUGCACAACAUGCAAGGCAGGCUUUCAUGCUGCAAGCCCGGGCAGCAGUGCAUGCGAAAUCUGCGCAGCUGGCACUUUUUCAGAAGAAGGGAGUCCGAAGUGUGCUUCGUGUUCUCCGGGCACUGUCUCAGAAGCAGCGAGCGCAACUUGUAGUCCAUGCAAAGCUGGGCAGAUUGCGCGAAAUUCCUUGACCUGCGAAGCAUGCCCGGUUGGAACCUAUGCUCCUGAGCGCAGCACCUUAUGCCGGGCCUGUCCCCACAGACAUGUCUCUGGAGCAGAAAGUUCUUCAUGUCAGCUGUGUGAGAGCAUCUUGUUCAGAGUACUUCCUGAUGACCGAAGAGAAAGAUGCACUGUGUCUCCUUUGGAUAUCGCUUUUGCCCUGACUGCUUGGAUGGCCCUUACCUGUUUCGUCAUGUCUUUCUUGGUAGGGUGCUACAGCAAGCUAGCAGUGGAAGACUUAUCUGUGCAGGGCGAGAAGUUGGCGGUGACAACUUCGCUUCCACAUUGUUUCCUGCGAUGGGACUGGGCAUCUCCUGAAGUUUAUUUCACUUGCACUGGGGUUCCUGACCUGGAUGGAGCAAACACCUGGAAGGGCAAAACUCAGAGCAUUGAUGAACUAAGCCUACAGAGUGAGAAGAGCAUUGAACGUCAGUUGGACACCUCCAUGGGCUAUUUGCAUGUGAAGUUCCCCAUGGCUUUCAUCAUGAUGGGCCUCUGGGGCGUUCCGCUGGUGUUCUGGUGCGCGCUGUUCUUGGGCGCCAGUGUGGCGUGCCUCAGCCAAUUACUUUGGCCCUUGAUUCUGGUCGUUUGCUGCCUUGGCCUUAUUGUGGGCGCUUUGGCGUUUUUCGCUUGGCGCAGGCGUGGCCGGCACACCUCUCUGGCGAAACGUCGCCGACAGUUCCUGCGAGAUGUGUCGGGAGGGCCUCAGCCGUGCGAUCGGGGACCGCAGCGUUCGAUCACGGCAGGGAAGCUUCAGGAUUUUCUUCAGUUCUUCCAAGCCUUCAUCAAAGAGCGCUCGAUGUAUUACGUCUGCGGUAACAUCGUGAAGCCUCUCACCGAGCCUUUCCAGGUGUCAUUUGUGGAGUUGGUUGGCCCAGUGAACAUCCAAUGGUUCAUCAGUCACAGCUGGCAGAUGGCAGUACGCCAUUUCAGUGAUUCCAUCUUCAAGCAUGCGCAGUCCUAUCAGAAAUCCUGGCGAGAGUCAGCUUACUGGAUUUGCACUUUCAGCAACAGCCAGUGGCAUGUGAAAGCUGAGUUGGGCAACGGACGUUGGCAACAGUCCUCCUUCUACCUCUCGCUCAUCAGUCCAGAUUGCAAGGGCACAGCUAUGAUCAUUGAUGAGCUCGUGCAGCCUUUACAAAGGAUUUGGUGUUUAUUCGAGGUCUACCAAACCAUUUGCUUGUCGCGCAAUGGGCGCUCGCAGGGUCUCCUCCUGUGCACAUCCACUGGCGUCUUGCAAGAGGGCAACGCAGGUACAGAUGUGGCCGUGGCCGUGGCUCGAAAGAUUGCUCACCUGGACACCCGGGUGGCAGAAGCAACCAAUGAAGCAGAUCGCAUGAUGAUCCACGCGCUGAUCGAGCAAAUGCCCGGAGGUUUUGAUGCCAUGAAUUCUUUCGUGAGAGAAACCAUUUCAGAUGCUCUGAAAAGUUCACACCUGCAAUACGAAAAGGCCUUUGCCGACCUUGUCCAUGAUUUGAACGACCGACCCGUGUCAACAUCAGCUCCUCCCCUGCCGACGCUGUUGACCACCCAUGCUGGGAUGGCGGGGCCUGAGCGUCAGAAAGACAACGGCUAGGGACAGAUUGAGGCGGGUGGGUUUUGCAACAAGAAUUCACGGUCCAGAAGUGGCCUGCCAGUACCUUGUUGGAUUUGUUGGCAAUUCAAUUGGCAAAGUCCAGGGUUUUAAAUCUUGACCAUUUUGACUGAUUCUGUACAUACGCCAACUUAUCAACUUUCGAGUGGGGUUCAAUCACAAGAUAUUACACGGAUUUUUGUCCAGGCGUUUUAAUUUUUAAUUACCUUGUGCAUUCUUCAAGUGCGGUGCCUGCCAAAAAAA
Cladocopium goreaui is the source of this 4731-nucleotide messenger RNA. The record is from the annotation of a GenBank genome assembly. NCBI's taxonomy places the organism in Eukaryota, Dinophyceae, Suessiales, Symbiodiniaceae.